Molecule: messenger RNA, 462 nt
Organism: Monoraphidium neglectum
Lineage: Eukaryota; Viridiplantae; Chlorophyta; Chlorophyceae; Sphaeropleales; Selenastraceae
Product: anthranilate synthase component I
Exons: 2
Coding region: 1-462 (153 amino acids)
Biological process (GO): L-tryptophan biosynthetic process
Source: RefSeq, a predicted model, not a curated record
AUGCAUGUGCAUCCCCAUGCCAGCGCCGCGGCAGCCCCCCGCCCCACCUCUACGACGCUCGCGCCCGCCAACCUCGUCUCCCCUUCCCCACUAACCUCGGACCCCCCGCCAACCUCGGACCCGCAGGUCCGCGCGAUGCAGAUCAUCGACGAGCUCGAGGUCAACAGGCGCGGCCCCUACGGCGGCGGCCUGGGGCACGUCGGUUUCACCGGGUCCAUGGACAUGGCCCUGGCGCUGCGCACGAUGGUGAUCCAGACGGCGGCGCGGGACACGCUGUAUUCGUACAACGGCCCCGACAGCCGGAGGGAGUGGGCGGUGCACAUCCAGGCGCGUGCCGGCGCGGGUCUGGUGGCGGACAGCGUGCCCGAGCUGGAAUACGAGGAGACGAUCAACAAGGCUGCCGCCCUGGGCCGCGCGGUCGACCUCGCUGAGCAGGCCUUCGUGAGCGCCCAGGGCCAUUGA